AUGAUGAUCAACUCGGUGAUGCGGCCGUCCGAAUACAAGAACGCCGCGUACGAGAACGAUGACACGUACCUGGUCAACUUCAGAGCCGGCUCUUCUGGCGAAUCUCCGACGCCGUAAGUAUUCUGCUCAUCAAUUCGCAUCCGUGAUUCCCAUUUCAGGUCUUCUUCUGCUGACUGUAAUCUCCGUUACAACGAAUCCAGGUCCCACAUGAUCAUAGAAGUGCCGGUGGCUCAACUGAAAAAGAUGCAGCAGGCCGAGGGAACGGUCUCUGUCAAAAGGGAAACUCAACACUUUUGCGGUUGGUUCAGAUCUGAAAAGAGGGACCAUGAAUGACAAUUUCAGAAACGACAACGAUGCACGGGCCGAAAAGAGUGUUUAAAGGAAAACGGUAAUAAUUGUAAUUUUUGCUCGGAGACGUUUUAAAACUGAUUUCCAGAUGGGCAACUCUAUUCUGGGCUAUAAUGGUCUCUUUCUCUCUGGGUCUUCUCAUCACUCAAGUGGUCAUACUCGUGUCUCAAUAUCUUUCGAAACCCACAGUAUCCGAUGUGAGUUCAUUUGGUCCGUUCCAUUUGAAAUUCCUUCUCUCAGGUUUCAUUUCUUAUCAACGACGAUGGAAUGGACUUCCCGCUUGUUACUAUUUGCAAUCUGAAUCCUGUUAGGAAAAGUUAUGUUGCAGGUAAAUUAAAAUUAGAGUACUUUUUUGACUCAUUUUUGAUUGCCUUUUUCGCCCCUUAAGUAACUAUUCAUUUGAGACAUGAAAAUUUGACAAAACGAUUAAAAAAUGCCAUGAGGAGUCCAAUAUUCUGAGUUUUCUGCAUUUUGGCGUAUCUGUAUUUGCGUACUUAUUUCUACGGGUUUCUAAUUUUUACGGGAUUGUCACACUCCCAUUAAAAUUCAUUGUUCCACAUCCAUCUUUGAUUUCAGAAAUGAACAAAACGGGAGACGUGGCUCCAGAAAUGAUAAAUUAUCUUAUGCAGUGGUUCACGGAAAUUCCGACUCUAAUCGGCGGAUCCGAUCGACAGAGUCUCCAUCAGGGCAAUCAGGAUCUCGAGCAAUAUCAGGCCAAUCAUCCCUCGUUCUCCGCCGACUCUUUCUUCAUGGAAGCCGGAUUCGAGUGCUCCGAAGUCAUGAAACUGUGUUCGUUCCAGGGAGAAAUGUAAUAUUUUGCGAGUCGUUCCACCAAAUCUCACUCUCUUCUCUGCAGAUUCGACUGUUGCAGUCUGUCCACGCCGAUACUGACCCCACUGGGAAAGUGCUACACUCUGGAUCUUUCCAAGAGCGACAAGUCGACAAUGCACAAACAGACGGAACCGGGCAUCCAGGCGGGUCUCCAGAUCACUCUUGACGCCCACAUCGAAGAGCAAUUCGACGGGCUCGAAGACUCGAUGCCGGCUCUUUUCACGAAUUCUUUUGUCGACGGAUUCCGUUACUUCGUGCAUCCGCCGGAGACGAUUCCUCAUUUGGCGUCCGAUGAAUUCACAGUUUCACCGAACUCCGUUGCCUAUUCAGCUAUUUCUGGAGACCGAGUCUGUUUGCUUCGAUUCUUUUCAUCCAAUGAUUUCAUUCUAUUCAGUACGUACUUCUCCCCUCGAAACAAUGGGGUAAUUGUACGGAAGACUACCCCGCCGGCAUCACUACCAACCUACCGUACUCUUCUGGAAAUUGCCUUUCGCUGUGCAAGGCCAAAUACUUUGAGGAUAACUGUGGGUGCGCUCCUGGGCUUUAUAACAUCGAGAACCGUAAGUACAUUGGCAUAAGAACUUGAGCAAAAGGUCCGUACUUUCAGGUACUCGCGAAUGCACUCCCUUCGAAACUUACACUUGCAUCGAUAACAAACUCAGCGAGCAUAACAAAGGUUUGCAUUCGAUUUGCACUUCUAAGGGAAAAUUUUAAACUUUAAGAGACCGGAAAGCUGACAUUUAAGCAGCCAUCGUGCUCGGAGUGUGCUCAGCAGUGCAACAGUCUCGUCUUCCGUGCCUACAACUCUUACGGUAGCAAGUUUUCGGCUGGAGCACUCAAUUGGCUCCGUGCCAAGAAUACCAACUGGACUGUCGGUCACAUGAAGUGAGUGGGCACAGUUUUGAAGUAGAAAUGCAUUCAUUCCAGAGCCAAUUUCCAAAUGGUCAACGUAUUCUAUCGAGACAUGUCUUACACGGAGUACAAUCAAGUUCAAGACGCUUCCAUCACCCAAUUGCUCAGUAAGAUACCCAUCAGAAACGCUCUAAACAGAUUCAUAUUCAGGUGACAUCGGAGGAAACAUGGGCAUGUUCCUCGGAAUGUCCGUCAUCACAAUCACUGAGAUUUGUCUCUUCUUCUCCAAAGUAUUCUGGAUCGGAUUCUCGAAGAGACGAAGAGAUUACAUGUAUUCGAAGAAGAUUAACGAAAAAGUAACCGUGUUUGCUUCCCGUUUGAAUUCUGAAUCUGACUAUUUCAGAUGUACGUGCGAGAGGUGAAUGAGACGGUGGAAAAGAUGAAGGCUAUCGGAUCAGAGGACAAUUUGAAGUGAGCGAGUUCCCCUUUAUUCCCUCAGAUUCUCAAUUCCAGAACUCUCGCCCGAAUAACCAGCGGCGCCACGAUAAAAGACCCGGAUCAAAACGAAAACGUACAAUUCCGGAUAAAUCUGCAAGACCUGGCCGAGCAGUACAACGCAGAUUCCGCCUACAUUCGGACGGACAUCGAGCGGUCCCGGACCAACACUUCCAAGUACUAG
Caenorhabditis sp. 36 PRJEB53466 is the source of this 2710-nucleotide messenger RNA. The record is from the annotation of a GenBank genome assembly. Lineage: Eukaryota; Metazoa; Nematoda; Chromadorea; Rhabditida; Rhabditidae.